GGGUAUUGCCUAAGUGGCGAGUAGUCCCCAGUCUGCAGUGAUACAGGACGCCAAGUGAUACCGCGCGGUGGCAACACCCAUCUCCUCCGAGCUAACGCCAGGCGCUUCCAGUUUGCGUUACCUAUGCACAGGAGAUUGUUGAUCUCCUCUGCGCAAGACAGUAGAAACGAUCCUCAUCAUGACACGUGACAAUCAUGUCCGCCUACACUUAGAAAAUAGGCAAUCGGUUAAACAUGGGAUUGACAACCCAGCAAUGCUUGAAAACGGAUCUACAGAGCAAGUUUGUACACCGGAAAAGAACGAGAAGAAGGUUUCAGAAUCAAAGGAAGUUCUGACAAGGAUAACCGUAGUAAAAUCUCCAAGCAGCCUCGAAAAACCUCCUCUUGAUGAUGAAUACGACCCCUAUCUACACAGAGAUGUUAAACACCCAACAUCAUACUCCGACACAUUCUUCCAUAUGCUGAAAGCAAGUUUAGGAACAGGAAUCUUAGCCAUGCCCAACGCUUUCCACAAUGCUGGAUUCACAGUUGGGACGAUAGGAACGCUCGUGAUUGGAUUCUUGUGUACAUACGCCAUUCACUCUCUGAUCGGCGCAGGAUAUGAACUUUGCAGGCGGCGAAAAGUCCCCAGUAUGACGUACCCUCAAACGUCGGAGGCCGCCUUUGAGGAGGGCCCCCAAUGGCUUCGGUGGUUUACGCCUUACGCUGCGUUCACUACCCAAUUGUUCCUCAUAUUGUACCAAAUCGGAGCAAGCUGUAUCUACGUCGUUUUCAUGGCCAGUAAUAUCAAAGCGGUUUGCGACGAAUACUACGCGGAAACAGACGUGCGACUCUACAUGGUUUACAUCCUGAUCCCUCUCAUUCUGAUCUGUUGGAUUCGGAACCUGAAGCUCCUAGCACCGUUUUCUUCGGCCGCCAACUUCGUGACCAUCGUCAGUUUUGGAAUCACCUUCUACUACAUUUUCUCGGAUAUCCCGCACAUUUCACAACGACAGGCUGUCGGAAAAGUGGAGAACAUGCCGCUGUUUUUUGGAACAGUGUUGUUCGCCAUGGAAGCCAUUGGAGUGAUUCUUCCUCUUGAGAACGAGAUGGGCAAUCCGAAAAGGUUUGCAAGUCCUUUCGGCGUCCUGAAUACUUCUAUGAUACCCAUUACUCUUCUGUACACUUUUGUUGGGUUUUUCGGCUACAUGAAAUUUGGAGAGAAAGCGGAAGGAAGCAUAACUUUGAAUCUUCCGAAAGAUGAAGUGCUAGCUCAAAGUGUGAAGCUUAUGUUGGCUGCUUCUAUCUACAUGUGCUACGCGUUAUCUUGCUACGUAGCUUUUGAUCUCAUGUGGAAUGGAUGGAUUGCGGCUAAAUUGGAGAAAAAUGAACAUAAAACAUUCUGGGAAUACGUUACCAGGACCUCAAUUGUCUUAGUCACAUUCACCCUGGCCGUAGCCAUCCCCAACUUGGAACUGUUCAUCUCCCUGAUCGGCGCCCUGUGCCUGGCCACGAUGGGCAUCGCCUUCCCGGCGAUCAUCCAGAUGCUCACCUUCUGGGACUACUACCGCGGCUUCAGCUUCGUCCUCUUCCUCACGAAGAACAUGAUCCUUAUCCUCAUCGCCCUCCUCGGCUUCUUCAUCGGCACCAGCACCAGUCUGAACAAGAUCUACCACGAGUUCUUUCUCAGUUUCAAUAAAAAUUCAGAUUCGCAAGCAGCCAUCGAUGUGGAGGGAAGCGAUAGUGUCACCAACAAUAGUGAUGACUACGAGCCGCAUGACCAACUACCUCCUGCGAAAUCAGCCUCGUAUAUCGAGUCUCUAUUCAUUCUGAUAAAAGCGACUUUAGGAACUGGAAUCCUGGGCAUGCCCAGAGCCUUUUACACCGCAGGGUAUGUACUUGGAGCUGUCGGAACACUUUUCGCUGGAAUAUUAACAACAGGGAGCAUGAUCUUAAUCGGCAAAUCAGAGCAUGAGCUUUGCAGGCGGAAAAGAAUCCCCCGUAUGACGUAUCCAGAAACAAUGGAGGCGGCAUUUGAGUUAGGCCCGGGAUGUUUGAGGCGAUUUAAAGGCGCUGCAAGGUUCCUAACGACAACUGCAAUAGUCAUGUUGGAAUUUGGCACGGACUGUGCGUAUGCGAUUUUCAUCGCUGUAAAUAUUAAAGAGAUCUGUGAGCAACACUUCUCCCCCGCGCCGCUAAGAUUUUACCUCUUGUGCUUACUGGGACCACUAAUCGUGAUGUGUUGGGUCCGCAAUUUGAAGUAUCUGGCCCCAGGGUCGACUUUAGGUAGUUUUUGCGCUGUCGGGUGCGUCGCUGCCGUUUAUUACUACAUAUUUUCCCAACCAAUGACGCUGGAGGGGAAAAAAGCGGUCGGGUCUGUAAGAGACUUCUCUCUCUUCUUCGGUCAAGUCCUCUUCGCUCUAGGAGCGUUUGGUGUGGUCGUGCCUUUGAAAAAUAAGAUGACAAGACCGGCACAAUACGGAUCGGUCUGCGGUGUAGUUAACGCAGCAACGAUCCCAGAUAUAUUUCUCUACAUCAUCAUCGGCGUUUUUGGGUAUUUGGCUUACGGAGAAAACACACAAAACCCAAUCACUUUGAAUAUGCCGCAAACUGGAAUCGUUGGCGAUUUGAUUCGGAUUCUGUUAGCGUGCUCAAUUUUUACGACCUACCCUCUUUGCAAUUACGUUGUGAUCGAACAACUCUGGCACAAAAACUUGAGGCUAUGGCUUGGUGAUGUCAAAAAUCCACACCAAUGGGAGUACGCAUUCCGGACAGUUGUAACGUGCGCAAACGUCCUUUUUUGUAUCGUGGUGCCAAGCUUGGAGUUGGUGAUGUCCCUCGUGGGAUCCCUGAUGGUGCCGGCACUUGGUCUCUGGUUCCCGGCCAUCAUGUACACACUCACGUUUUGGAACGAGUACAGAGGUGUGAAAUUCGCUCUCUUCUUACUCACAUCCAUCGUUCUCGCUUUGACCGGUAUGUUCGCCCUUGUUGUAUCUCUGAGCACCACUCUCACUGAGAUCUACGAAACUGUUCUCUAGUCAAAUUGAUCUGUGUAUUUUUUUUAUUCUUGUUGUAAAUAUAAACCCUUUUUGCUACCUUUU
Molecule: messenger RNA, 3079 nt
Organism: Bemisia tabaci
Lineage: Eukaryota; Metazoa; Arthropoda; Insecta; Hemiptera; Aleyrodidae
Source: RefSeq, a predicted model, not a curated record